Messenger RNA from Drosophila kikkawai, 1401 nucleotides. RefSeq names its product Actin 42A (gene Act42A). The record is from RefSeq and is a predicted model, not a curated record. Lineage: Eukaryota; Metazoa; Arthropoda; Insecta; Diptera; Drosophilidae.
AGGGGCGAUUUUCAACCACUUUACCUCGAAAAAGUAGGCGUCGGUCAUUUCAAUCUUCAAGCGUCUGCCAUUGUGAUAGUUCGUUUCUGAGGUGAAUCAAACUCAGCUUGUUUUACAAACUUCCAUAUAAGAACCAAUCAAUCUACAACAAAAUGUGUGACGAAGAGGUUGCAGCUUUGGUGGUGGACAACGGAUCCGGCAUGUGCAAAGCCGGCUUUGCUGGCGAUGACGCACCCCGUGCCGUCUUCCCUUCGAUUGUCGGUCGUCCACGUCACCAGGGCGUGAUGGUCGGCAUGGGCCAGAAGGACUCGUACGUUGGUGACGAGGCUCAGUCCAAGCGCGGUAUCCUCACACUUAAGUAUCCCAUUGAGCACGGCAUUGUUACCAACUGGGAUGAUAUGGAGAAGAUCUGGCACCACACCUUCUACAACGAGCUGCGCGUCGCCCCCGAGGAGCACCCCGUCCUCCUGACUGAGGCUCCCCUGAACCCCAAGGCUAAUCGCGAAAAGAUGACUCAAAUCAUGUUUGAGACUUUCAACACUCCGGCCAUGUAUGUCGCUAUUCAGGCUGUGCUGUCCCUGUACGCCUCCGGCCGUACCACCGGUAUUGUUCUGGACUCUGGCGACGGUGUCUCACACACCGUUCCCAUCUAUGAAGGCUACGCCCUGCCGCACGCCAUCUUGCGUCUGGAUCUGGCUGGUCGCGAUUUGACCGACUAUCUGAUGAAGAUCCUUACCGAGCGCGGCUACUCGUUCACCACUACCGCUGAGCGUGAAAUUGUGCGCGACAUUAAGGAAAAACUUUGCUAUGUUGCCCUGGACUUUGAGCAGGAGAUGGCCACAGCCGCAUCUAGCUCGUCACUGGAGAAGUCGUAUGAGCUGCCCGAUGGACAGGUUAUCACAAUCGGAAACGAGCGAUUCCGUUGCCCUGAGUCGCUAUUCCAGCCGUCCUUCCUCGGCAUGGAGGCCUGCGGCAUCCACGAGACCACCUACAACUCGAUCAUGAAGUGCGAUGUGGACAUCCGCAAGGAUCUGUACGCCAACACCGUGUUGUCUGGCGGCACCACCAUGUACCCGGGCAUCGCCGAUCGCAUGCAAAAGGAAAUCACCGCCCUGGCUCCGUCCACCAUGAAGAUCAAGAUUGUCGCCCCGCCAGAGCGCAAGUACUCUGUCUGGAUCGGCGGUUCCAUCCUGGCCUCGCUGUCCACAUUCCAGCAGAUGUGGAUCUCGAAGCAGGAGUACGACGAGUCCGGCCCAUCCAUCGUCCACCGCAAGUGCUUCUAAGCACUCGCUGGCUGCCGAGCUGGGCGUGGUCGAACACUCCCUUGGCAGACAAAGGACGGAGACUAGAAGUAUUGGGCAUGAGUACAUUAAUACCGCGAGAUGGCGCACCUGCCGGAGA